AGUAGGAAGAACACACAGGAAAAACAGCCCAUAUAAGAGCACUAUGGAAUGAGUUUUUAAGCUAUGGACUCAGACCCCACAAGGUUCACUGGCCUCGGGGGUUUGCUACUGGCAGAGCAGUGAGGGGACGACGUCACCGGCGAGCAAAGCCCGGUGGGCUGCAGCAGGAACAGACCCCGAGCCUGCAGGAGGCCACAGUGGGAAUGGGCCGGGAUGGUUUGAAGCCAGCGUCCCAGCAGAGAAUGAUGCAGAAGGCGGUUAAGUGGGCCAGCGCUGGGUUACGGAGGGAUUCGAACACUAGCCGAGCCGUGUGACCUGGCCCCCAAGCAGGGGGCCCACCCCGGUGACCUCAGGGCAGCCCUGUGCAGGGCCAGUUCGGAGGAGCAAGGAUGUUCCUGCCUGUACCGGUCAGGCUGGGCUCGGUUCUGCUGCAGAGACAACCCUCGGCUCUCAGCGCUUAGAGCAACGAUGACUUAGCCGUCGUGCGGCCGCGGAGAGGGGCCGCUCUCCAGGGCGGGGGAUGGCCAGCGGUUGGGAGACUCCAGUCCAGAGACACCUCCGUGCCAGCCCCUGCUUCCCCCGCUGCCUCAGCAGGGGGAGGGGCACGGGGGAUCCCACGCCCGAUCCCCGAUCCCUAAAUUAAGUUCCGGCUUGUGGGCACAGGGCCCUCUCCUCCAAACCCUUCAUUUGGCCUGCAGGGACCCUCCAGCCAGAGAGGGAGGCGGCUUGAAGCCAGGCCACUGUGGCCGGCGGCAGCAGUCUAUUGGCCAGCAGGAGGGGGUGGGACCAUCCUCCUGGGUGAGUCCCCUGGGCCUGCCCUGCAACCGCUCCCAUGCGGGCGAGGGGACCUCAGAGAGGAGUCCUUGGCAUCACAGACCGUGCUACAGAGGUGGGGUGUAGGCCGCCGGCCCGGCCGUUCAGCUGAGCGGAGGACCGGAGGAGACGCUGGAAGAGGAAGGGGGGAAAGGACGGGAAGGGGAAGAGGUGGAAGGGAAAGGAGGCCGAGCAGAGAAAGGCAGGAGGCGCAGGGCCCGCCCAGGUCGGCCGGCACGGAGGCCGCACCGAUCAGCCUGCCUCCGCCCGCGGCCUCACCUUCCCUCCGGCCAGUCAGUGGGCAGGGCCAGCGGCCAGCGCAGGGCUCCCUCGCUCGCUCAGAGCGGCCCGCUUGCGGCCCCGCCGGCGUUGGCACGGUGACAGUAGCCAAGUGUGCAAACUUGUGCCAUUGUCCCCAGGCCAGGGGGAGCCAUGGAGACUGGCUAAUAUGACACAGGAAAAUGUUUGCUGAUGGCAAUUCUAUGGGCUUUGUCCACCUCUUUCUCCAUCAUGACGACUCGAUUUAAGUCCCUAACUGUUUGACUACAAAUGCAAGGGGACCGUGCAACGCCAGCCUUUUGUCCGGCCGCGCUGAAUGGGCAAUUCAGGCUUUGUGCAGCUCAAUUGAGGAAGCAAACAUAAAGACAAGAUUCCUGAGAGCUCCGGCUCCCUUCCCAUGGAUAUCCCAGCACCUCGUUAGGGAGUCCUUCCCCGGCUACCUUUCCCGACAUCAGCGAGCCGCCUGCCCUCACAGGCUGGCCAGUGGCCGGUGCCUCCGGGAGGGGGCUGGGAAGAGGGAGACAGAGACAGACAGAGACAGAGAGGGAGCGAGGAACGGGGCGGGAGGGGGAGAGGGAGAGACACUCAACACUCAAGGACAGAGGGGAAAGAGCCCGCCCCGGCUUACCCCGUCCGAUUGUCUGUCUGCACUGGGGCAUGGCAGCUGUAGGCCUGGAGUCUUUGGGGGAGGUAUGCAAGCCCAUCUCUUCUGGGCCCAGCCCCUCCUCAAUCCUGGACUUUUUAAACACACGCACGCACACACACAUGCACACACACACACACACACACACGCACACACACACACACGCACUGCCCCCUCGAGAAACCAGGGAACCGAGGUCAAGGGGAGGAGGGGCUGAAGGGUAGAAAUUUACCGGGAAAUGAUUGCAUUUGGGAGCUGUCUUUUUUGUGAUGGUCCCCAUGGUGACAAUUUGUGACGGCAAAGAAUGUGGGAACGGGGCGCUGCCGCCUGAUUGGGAUGCUUUGUAUCUGGAGAGGCGCUCCUGAUUGGCCUGAGGGGCCCCCCAGCGCCGGGGACUCGUCCUCCAUCCAGCCCACUCGAGGGCUGCACGACUGCUUCCAGCCGGACGCACGGAGCUCGCCGGCCACGCCGGGCCUGGCCCAGGUCUGCCGCGGGGAACCUGCCAGGCCACGUCGGCGGGGGGCCCGGGGCCGGCCCGCACCCUCGGUCAGCUCUGUGCCCUCCCCUGGAGCCGCCAGCCACGAGCAGAACCCACCCGCUUCAUGGAAAGCCCCAUGCAGUGGCCUCCUGGUGAUGGCAAACGACAGUGACGUAAAGAUGCUGCUGAACUUUGUGAACCUGGCGUCCAGUGACAUCAAGGCGGCCCUGGACAAGUCUGCACCCUGCCGCCGCUCGGUGGACCACCGCAAGUACCUGCAGAAGCAGCUCAAACGCUUCUCCCAGAAGUAUUCCCGGCUUCCUCGGGGCCUCCCCGGCAGAGGGGCGGAGCCUCACCUGAAAAGGGGACCCGAGGACCGGCCAGGGAGGCUGCCCCUCGAUUCUGGCCAUGAUUCCAGUCCCGGCGGGGGUGGGGGCUGCAAGGAGAAGGCUCUGGGGAACCCGUACAGGGAGGAAUGUCUCUCUAAGGAGCAGACCUUACAGGGGCAGAACCCAGAAGCUGCCAGGCCUGGCCAGGUGCCCAUGAGGAAAAGACAGCUGCCCGCUUCCUUCUGGGAAGAGCCUCGGGCCACCCACAGCUACCCGCUGGGGCUGGAGGGGGGGCCGGGCCCCAGGGAGGGACCUCCCUAUGAGGGUAAGAAACAUUGCAAAGGUUUGGAGCCCUUGGAUCCUGAGACGGCCCCAGUGCCGGCAUCCCCAAGGGCACCGGCUGAAAAGGAGCCACUCAAGAUGUCUGGGGUCUCCCUGGUGGGCCGUGUCAAUGCCUGGAGCUGCUGCCCCUUCCAGUACCAUGGACAGCCGGUCUACCCAGGUCCUCCAGGGGCCUUGCCCCAGAGCCCGGUCCCCGGCCUGAGCCUAUGGAGGAAAAGCCCGGCUUCCCCCGGGGAGCUGGCCCACUUCUGCAAGGAUGUGGAUGGGCCGGGGCAGAAAGUGUACAGACCCGUGGUCCUGAAGCCUAUCCCCACCAAGCCGGCUGUACCGCCACCCAUCUUCAAUGUCUUUGGCUACCUCUAGCCGGGCUGGGAGGCCCUCGGCUCCGACCUCUGGCCUGUAGGGGUGUUGCGGGCCCAGGGAGCUCUCCACUCGAGGAGCGAGCUGGGCAGUGGCGUGGCCUCUUGGGAACCUUCCCUUUGUGUGUGUGGAUGGGAGGGGAGGACAGGAUUGGGGCAGUGGCUUCUCCGGCAGGCGCCAAGUCAGCCCUUGCCUUGGGAGCCGUGGGGCCGGGCUCCGCCGGCCCCUCUCCAACCAGACCAGAGCCCGACAGAGCAUCCCACUGUCCUCGUGCCAGUCUGGCGCGGCGGGGCUUUGCCCCGGCCCGCCAGCCGCUCCAGAAGCCAGAGUUACACGUCUGUUCACCUGCCACCCACUAUGUAAGCCAAUCUCAGUUCUGUUCUUUUUGAGGUGUUUUUUUUUUUUUUUUUUUUUUUGUAAAUAUUAAGAAGGUUAAAAGAAUAAAGACAUUUCUUUUGCAGUUUCCACAUCUUGAUGUCCUGAGGUUGAAUGGUCCCCAGGUUAAGAAAUGCUGGCUGGGCCCGGGGAGAGGGCAGCUUAGGGAAGGCGGCUGGCUGUGGGGGUGGCCGGAAAAGACCCAAAGACCUCUGAGAACGGACACUGCGGGCCGGCAGCUCCACUCUAAGGAAGGAGGGUGGAGAGGAGUCACCGGGCAGUCACCUCUGCUUGCCAGGUCCAAGAACAGAGGGUGAGGGAAGCCCGUAUCUCCAGAUGGUCCCCAGUGCUCUAGAGAAUAAGGAGGCCGGUGCCAGAGGAGGUGGGGCUGGAGUCCCGGCUCUGCAAUGGGAUGUGGUGCUGGACCUUUCCUCCGGGGGCCUCCUUGCCCCACCUGCAGCGUGAGGGGUGGGAUGAGAGUGGUCCCCCUCUGCCAUGCCUUCCACUCUGAUUAUGGCCUCAGAGCAGAGGCUGGGCCAAGGCAAUCAUGCCCGACCCUGGCCAGAGAGAAAAUCAGGACACGCUGGAGCUUGGCCCCCUGUGGACAAGCCAAAAAAAAAAAAAAAAAAACUCUGGCUAAGUCAGAUUCCUGGGUAACCUGCUGAUGGCCCCCUUCCUGGGCCUGGCACAGAGCAGGGUGCUGGUGGCAGGGAGUGGCCCUGGGUCUUGCCCUGAUGCUGCCUAAAGGGCAAAGCCAUUGGAGAGGCAUGCGCCUCCAUACCGGCCCAGGGUCUGCCCUGCUGCGUGAACCUGCUCCGUGGCUGAGAGCACACAGACCUCAUCAAAGCACAGCUCUCACCACUGGGACAGGUGCAGGGCCAGCCCUGGCUGGGGACUGCAGCCCCCUAAUUAGCAGCAUGAUGCCGGAAAGGUCAUCUCCCUCUGUGCCUUGGUUUCCCCACUCUAUAAAGCCGGGGACUAGGUCAGUGAUAGCAAACUGAGGUACCUGCCAUUUCUGCACCCAAGGCAGGUGUCCUCAACUAGUCACAGUCACUCUCCCUCGGGGGAAUCCUUUCUAACACAAGGCUCCAGGAUUAGCGAUUGUGAAGGGCCCUUCCUACUCUGCCUGGUUUUGCUCUAGGAUUCCCCUGGAGUGGAGCAUCUCUAUGGGAGGGCGGCCUGCUCCCUGGGAAGCCAGUGGGUUUCUGGUAGUUUGUCUGAUGGUCUGGGAGGACUUGAGAGCCACGGAAGCCACGUGAUGCCGGCAGACUUGUUCUGAGUCGUUAUCCAGCACACAGGGUAGGGCAUCAGGACGCUCGCCGCCGGCCGCUCCGGUCUGCUCUGCCCCUCCACGCGGUACAGCAAGGUGUUAGAAGCUCUGAUCCACCUACCGGCUCUGUGACCUCGGGCAAGUUACUUAACCUCUCUGGGCCAAAACUUCCUUAUCAGAAAAAUAUGACCGAAAAUAGAUUGUCGUAGGGAUGAUGGGAGCACCUGGUACUCUUGAGUGUCACAGACCUGACAGAGAGCCGCACCCGCCAAAAGUCGCCUCCCCUAGUCAUCUGGGCCAUCCAACUGUCCUCCCCCCGGGGGAGGAACAGAGCCCAGGGAAGCGUGUUUUCUCAGAAAGCUGCCCCAGCCCCUCUUGGGCUCCUUUCCCCAGGGGACACCCUAGUGAUGCACGAAUACAAACGCAGGGAGGCUUGUCUGGAAGCAGAAACCUUUACUAAGGAGCGGCUGGACAGAAGCACACGGCUCCGGGACUCCCCAGGCAGAAGCAAGUUGGGGGCAAACACAUGUAGGACAGCUGUGGUUAAAAACAUACAGCCGCAGCAGAGGAUUCCCUGAACAAAAAAGUAAGUCGUGCUGGUUCAAAGUGAAACCCAGGAACUCACCUCCUAGCCUCACAUCUCCAGCACUAACGUCCCACGUGCUGUGCGCACAAACCGGAACCACUUGCAGGAUUUUUAGUGUUUGGUGAUGCUGUUGAGACAUCUCUGCGGCCCAAGUAUGGGGGUGGGGGAGGAGGGCUCUGCAGAGGGCUGUGGCUCCAAAGUCGUUCUCUGGAGCAGCGGUGGUCAAGAAAUGGAACAACCAAGCACAACCCGAGCACCGGCCAAUCACAACCGACCCUUGGGAACAGGCCCCAGCCCAGGCCUUAAUCCUUAAGCUUCUGGGUUGGGGGGCGGGUGUGGGGGGUGGAAUAGGGGCCGGGAUCUGAGAAGGCCAAGGCUGGGGAGAGACACCUGGCGAGGAGGAGCCCUGACCAGUGCCUGUGACCAACCAGUACUGACGAGCACUCGUAUUCUAAGAACCCAGUGCCUCCCAGCAUCCCAAGAAGGUGUCCCAACCAUGCCCACCUGAAAAUGGGCUGGGGGCUCCCGAAAAUGCCUGGCUUCCCCCACAGAGCCACGUGAGGAUCCCGGGGGGCAGCAGAGGGGACAAGGCUUCGUGCCUCCGGUUCGGUGCCUUUGCAGGGGUUGACAGUGGCCACCCCUCCAGCACCUUCGCUCACGGUGGCCCGUAUUCAGAUUUCUUUUCCUUCCUGGUAUCUCAAGUUUUGUGGCAAACGGGUGAGCAGGACGCGAGGACAAGCUGCCAGGAAACGUGUGUGCGAGGCCAUCCCAGGUGUCAGGAGGCUUGUAGACACGGAGCCCUGUUUGCGAUGCUGCUCCCGUUUCCACGGUGAUUGAAGCAGGACAGAAAAACCAACCCCAGGCCGCUCCGCUCACAGAGCAGGAAGCUGCCCCCUCUCCUCCAGCUGCCGGCUCUCCUGUGGCUUUCAGAAGCCCAAAGGUGUCGUGCACCCUGUCCCAGCACCUGCCCCACCCCUACACCCGCCAAGAGCAGCGCCGAAGACCCCAGGCCCUGUGGGAAGGAGGGGGUCGGGCGAGAGGGACCUCGCGGGGCAAGGUGUCAUCUGUGCAACGUUUAUUGUACUUGACAAGUGGGUCCCCCACCCACCCCCGCCGGAUCACACCUCCAGGAAAAAAACUCAGGAGUCAAGUGGAGAGUUUUACAGA
Molecule: messenger RNA, 6642 nt
Organism: Felis catus (domestic cat)
Lineage: Eukaryota; Metazoa; Chordata; Mammalia; Carnivora; Felidae
Gene: FAM181A
Product: family with sequence similarity 181 member A
Exons: 2
Coding region: 2072-3247 (391 amino acids)
Source: RefSeq, a predicted model, not a curated record